UAAAAGGAUUUUUGGCGACUAGCAAUAUUUAUUGAGAAAUUGAAUUUUUAAGUUGCUAUUUUAGCCCGAGCGAGUAUAUCUAUAUCAUUUAUCUCGCUCGGCCGGUAUCCUCACUUGGAUGGCAAACGUUGCGCUCCUUGGCUGGGCUACUCCGGGGAUUUUUUCCUUAAAAUUCCGUCUCCCCGGCGCUUCGCGGGGAGCAAAAUUUCAGCUCAAAAUUCGGUUUCCCCUUUUCGGAAGUACAGUCUAUCGAGCUAUGGAGAUCAUAAAAUAGUACAUUGUGUAACAAGGAGGCAAAGUGGAUCUUUAACUCCGAGGAUUUAAAAGUGGUGUUUUACGUACUCCUCACCACUGAUAUACUGCAAUUCAUAUAAUGGGACAUGACGUGAUUUAGUCAAAGAAUCGAUAAUUUUUUAUGUAGAAAUUAAUUUCACUGCAAGUGUUUGAAGGUAUUCGCUGUAGCAUAUAAUAACGACCGAAGUGGUGGGGUGAUGGCGACGACAAUUUGAAAAAGCAAGGCUCUGAUUGGGUAAUGAUUCGGGCUUAUGUAACAUCCCGAAUCCCGCUCUUUGGUCAGCACCCGUGGUCAGCACAGGGCUCGUGCGGCGUGCACAGCUGUGCCGAGGUUCGCGUGCGGGUUAUAGGUUAUGAUAUGAAAAACAAACUGUAACAAAAUUACUUAGUGGGUUGAGUUUGCGGAUUUUUGAAAAACGCUAAACCGGUCUUUGAAUACGUAACACGUUCAACAUGCUUUCGGCAGAGGAAAACACGAAACGGAUUAAGACACUGGACAAUGAUAUGAACAACAUGAUCGGAGAAGUUUAUCAAUCUCAUUUGAGGAAAAUGCUGGGUGACAUGGACAGGUGUUCUGCACGAUGUUCCGAUAAUGAAUCCUACACCAUGAAUGAAAAUGAAAACUGCAGAGCAAAUUGCACCGUUGCAACGCAGAAUGCUCAGCAGUUUGUGCAAUCUGAAUUUGCUCAACUACAGAACAGUUGGCAGCGUUGCAUUUAUGGAUGUGAAGAUAAAGCAAAAAGUUCCGGCGCAACCCCGCAAUCAUCGCCGGACCAAGUCUUUCAAACAUGUAUUUCCACAUGCUUCGAUACCCAAUACAAUUUAAUGAAAGUUGCUCGUAGUAAUAUCAAUAAGGAAUUGUCUAGUGGGAGAUACAAUGUAAAAAUGUAAUGAUUUCUUUGAAAACAUUUGGUAAAACAGUUCGAUGGUACA
Venturia canescens is the source of this 1227-nucleotide messenger RNA. Its product is annotated as protein FAM136A-like. The transcript has 3 exons. Bases 748 to 1185 code for a protein of 145 amino acids. NCBI's taxonomy places the organism in Eukaryota, Metazoa, Arthropoda, Insecta, Hymenoptera, Ichneumonidae. Gene Ontology annotation, cellular component: cytoplasm. The record is from RefSeq and is a predicted model, not a curated record.